AUGGCCCUCCCUAAGGCAACCCUCCUCUCCCUCCUUCCCUUGAUAGCUCCUACAAUCGCAUGGGGUACCCUCGGCCACGACACCGUAGCCUUCAUCGCCCAAUCCUUCAUUUCCAACAAAACCGCCUCCUUUGCCAAAACACUCCUAAACGACUCCUCCGAUACCUACCUCGCCAACGUAGCUACAUGGGCCGACUCCUACCGCUACACCACCGAAGGCGCCUUCUCUGCGCCUUUGCACUACAUCGAUGCACUAGACGACCCGCCCGCCUCUUGUGACGUUGACUUUGAACGCGACUGCCCUGAGGAAGGAUGUAUUGUUUCCGCGAUCGCGAAUUACACCAACCGUAUCACGCCGUCUAACAUCUCCAUCGCAGAGCGGCAGAAGGCGCUGAAAUGGGUGAUUCAUUUCCUGGGCGAUAUCCACCAACCACUCCAUGUCGAGAAUCUUGAGAUCGGCGGGAACGGGAUUAAUGUCACCUUCGAUGGGGUAACCACCAACCUGCACCACAUCUGGGACUCUAACAUGCCUGAGAAACUCAUCGGCGGGUACUCUCUCUCGGACGCUCGCACUUGGUCUGAAGAACUUGUUGCGGAGAUCCAAUCCGGAAAAUAUGCAAACGCGAGUUCCGCAUGGCUGAACGGCAUUGAUAUCAAGGAUCCUGUGGCUAGCGCCAUGGUCUGGGCCCAGGAUGCGAAUUCAUAUGUUUGCACGGCGGUGAUCCCGCUGGGGCAGGAGGCGGUUGAGGGGAAGGAGUUGGAGGGUGAGUAUUAUGAUGCUGCUAUUCCGGUUAUUCAACAGCAGAUUGCGAAGGCAGGGGUGAGGUUGGCGGCGUGGUUGAAUUUGAUCGUUGAGGGGAAGACGAACUCGGGAGGGUAUGAGACGAGCGAUCAGACUGUGAAAAGAGGCGAGGCUAAACUCAAGGACUGGAUGGUCGAGGCGAGGCGCGUCAGGAGGGCGUUUGGGUAUAAUUGUGGAGCAGAGGGACAUAAGCAUUAG
Messenger RNA from Didymosphaeria variabile, 999 nucleotides. RefSeq lists its product as uncharacterized. The record is from RefSeq and is a predicted model, not a curated record. Gene Ontology annotation, molecular function: endonuclease activity; nucleic acid binding. Gene Ontology annotation, biological process: DNA catabolic process. Lineage: Eukaryota; Fungi; Ascomycota; Dothideomycetes; Pleosporales; Didymosphaeriaceae. Bases 1 to 999 code for a protein of 332 amino acids. The transcript has a single exon.